Molecule: messenger RNA, 3074 nt
Organism: Habropoda laboriosa
Lineage: Eukaryota; Metazoa; Arthropoda; Insecta; Hymenoptera; Apidae
Gene: Fs(2)Ket
Product: importin subunit beta-1
Biological process (GO): protein import into nucleus
Cellular component (GO): nucleus; cytoplasm
Molecular function (GO): nuclear import signal receptor activity; small GTPase binding
Source: RefSeq, a predicted model, not a curated record
GUAGAGACACGACGAUCGCUUCGAGAAACGUGAUACUCGUGACAGCAGUAUUGAAACGCUUACGCGAACGACGACGAUAGUACAGGGGGAUUGACGAAUCGUAAUACGCGAUACGUCGAGCGUAUUAUCGUCUUUGUUUCAACGAUCGAACAGUUUUUUCCCCCGUGUGUGAUACGCGCGAGAAUAUCAAAGUGCGCGGAUAUUACUACGCCGCACGUUGUAGAAGGAAGCAGAAAUCGAGUACUGGCAGGAAGUGGGUAGAAGGGGGGUACGUCGUUGAGCUAGUUGAUUCGGUGGUGGCUACAUGUGGCUGUCCGCCGGUCGCGACAACGAGACAUUUCCUAUCAAGGCAUAAAAAAUCACGUUUCCCAAGCGGUAAUCGAUAGCCGAAAGAAGCCGAAACCAUGCAGAUGGAUCCAACGACGGUGCAACUGAUCCAGGUUCUGGAGAGAACCGUCUCCUCAGACAAAAAUGAGUUGGAGGCAGCACAGAAUUUUCUGGAGCAAGCAGUGCAGACUAAUCUUCAUGAAUUCUUGCAAAGACUCAGCGGCGUGCUGGUUACUGCCGCUGCAAGCCCAGUUGCUCGCAUGGCAGCAGGUCUUCAGCUCAAAAAUCAACUUACAUCCAAAGACUCGCAGUUGAAAUACCAAUAUCAACAACGCUGGCUUGCUAUUCCUGUGGAGACCAGAGAGUAUAUUAAGAAGAAUAUUUUUGGAGCUCUUGGAACAGAAAACAACAGGCCAAGUGCUGCGGCACAGUGUGUUGCAUAUGUAGCAGUCGCUGAAUUACCUGUUCGCGAAUGGACCAAUGUCAUUCAGCUAUUAGUUAACAAUGUUGUAAAUCCAAACAGCACUGAAAUAAUGAAGGAGGCAACUCUAGAAGCCAUUGGUUAUAUUUGUCAAGAUAUAGAAAGCGAUGUUUUGGUACCUCAGUCGAAUCAAAUUCUCACUGCUAUUAUUCACGGUAUGAAAGGAUCUGGUGCUUCGCAUCACGUUCGUCUCGCAGCUACAAGUGCACUCUACAAUUCGUUAGAAUUUACCAAAGGAAAUUUCGAGAUAGAGACGGAGCGAAACUUCAUCAUGGAAGUGGUGUGCGAAGCAACGCAGUCCUUAGACACACAAGUUAAAGUAGCCGCUACUCUAGAAGCUAUGAAGUCAGAUAUCGAUGAAGUUGCACUGCAAGGAAUUGAAUUUUGGUCAAAUGUAUCGGACGAAGAGGUGGAUUUAGCGAUGGAAGAAGGCGAGGCUUCUGACUGUGGUCGACCACCGGUCAAAGUAUCGAGGCACUACGCGAAGGGCGCUUUGCAGUAUCUGGUACCUGUUCUUAUGAAGAAGCUUACCAAACAGGAAGAGUUCGACGACGAAGACGAUUGGAAUCCCUCGAAAGCAGCCGGAGUGUGUUUAAUGUUACUUUCCACUUGCUGCGAGAACGAUAUCGUCCCGCACGUUCUCCCUUUCGUCAUGGACAACAUUAAGAGUCCAGACUGGAGGUAUCGAGACGCCGCAUUAAUGGCCUUCGCUUCGAUCCUCGCGGGUGUCGAACACACGACUCUGAAACCCUUGGUAGAACAAGCAAUGCCAACGCUCAUCCAAUUAAUGUACGACAGCAGCGUCGCGGUAAGGGACACGGCUGCUUGGACGUUCGGUCGAAUUUGCGAGAUAAUACCAGCGGCAGCGAUUAACGAGACAUACUUGAAACCUCUGCUGGAAGCUCUGAUAAACGGUCUGAAAGCAGAGCCACGCGUUGCAGCUAACGUUUGUUGGGCUUUCACCGGUCUCGCAGAAGCCAGCUACGAAUCGGCAGAAAAUUUGGAAGGCCAGAAUCCAGAAACGUACUGCAUGUCUCAAUACUUUGAUUUCAUCAUUCAAAGAUUGCUCGAAACGACGGAUCGCCCGGACGGAGCUCAGGCUAACUUGAGAUCGGCCGCGUACGAAGCGUUGAUGGACAUGGUGAAGAACUCUCCGCACGAUUGUUAUUUAACCGUGCAGAAGACGACGAUGGUGAUCCUGGAGAGGUUGCAGCAGGUACUGCAAAUGGAGAAUCAUAUCCAGACGCAUACGGAUCGUGCACAGUACAACGACGUCCAGUCGUUGCUUUGCGCCACUUUGCAAUCUGUAUUACGCAAAGUCACACCAGAGGAUGCUCCACAUAUCUCCGACGUGAUAAUGACAGCGUUGCUCUCCAUGUUCAGCUCGAACUCUUGCAAAGCUGAAGGUGUACAGGAGGAUGCUCUCAUGGCUGUUUCGACGUUGGUCGAAGUGCUGGGAGAAGGUUUUCUUAAAUACAUGGAUGCAUUUAAGCCGUUUCUUUGCCUGGGUUUGAAGAAUCACGCGGAGUAUCAAGUAUGCUGUGCUGCUGUCGGUCUGACCGGUGACAUAUGUCGCUCUUUGAAGAACAAAAUGCUACCUUACUGCGACGAGAUUAUGACACUGUUGCUGGAGAAUCUUGGCAAUAAUACGGUCCAUCGUUCGGUCAAGCCUCAGAUCUUUUCUGUCUUCGGUGACGUUGCUCUAAGCAUCGGUCCGGAAUUUAAGAAAUACCUAGACGUGGUACUGCAAACGUUGGCUCAAGCAUCUCAGGCGCACGUCGACAGAACCGAUUACGAUAUGAUCGAUUAUUUGAACGAAUUACGCGAGGGUGUCCUCGAGGCUUACACUGGUAUAGUGCAAGGACUACGCGGCGAGAUAACGAAUCCGGAUCCUGCAGUUACUCUGGUCGAGCCACAUGUGCCCUUCAUCAUUCAGUUCCUCACGUCGAUAGCACAGGAUCGCGAACACUCCGAAGGGAACAUCGCUGCCGCGGUGGGCCUGCUCGGUGACCUGGUCACCAUUUUCGGGGCGAAACUGUUGCCAAUGUUGAUGGAUGUGCGUGAGUUCCGAAGCGAUGACGAUGAUGGGGUGAUGAGUCUGCACGUGUCCCUGCUCUGGCGACGGUAUUCGAGUACCGACACGUCGAGCGCAGCCCCAAUGGUCGAGAAAAUAUAUACCUGUCUGCCGACAACGGAUGAUGAGGAGUGCAAGUGGAUGUUGCCGAUGAAUGAGCCAAGGCCGAAGCCUACCGAGAUGUUCCGGUGA